This is a messenger RNA of Euleptes europaea (tarantolino), 929 nucleotides long. RefSeq names its product TLC domain containing 4 (gene TLCD4). Gene Ontology annotation, cellular component: endoplasmic reticulum; membrane. Gene Ontology annotation, biological process: lipid homeostasis. The record is from RefSeq and is a predicted model, not a curated record. The coding region runs from base 131 to 922 and encodes 263 amino acids. The transcript has 7 exons. NCBI's taxonomy places the organism in Eukaryota, Metazoa, Chordata, Lepidosauria, Squamata, Sphaerodactylidae.
AGCCGUACUGGAGGAGCUUCCUCCAACCUAAGGAGCCUUCUUAUAACUCAAGUGGCUCUUCUGUUGGAGGAAGCAGAGCCACAGUGGCUGGAGGAAAGCUUCAAACUUUGUUAUCUGGAGUGGCUGAAGAAUGAUGGCUGUCUUCAAUAAACUCAUUUUGGGAGUUGGUGUUAGUAGUUUUGCUAUAUUUCAACUUUUCUUCCAUGUGUUAAGUUCUUGGGUUUCUGCACGUGUAACUUCUGGUUUUAAUACUCUUGACCAAAAGAAGAAGAUUGAAUGGAAUUCAAGGACAGUAUCGACAUUCCAUGCCUUGGUUGUUGGAGCAUUUUGUUUGUAUAUUUUAUUAUACGAUGAAGCUGUUAAUGCUGACCAUGUUUGGGGUGAUCCUUCUAUAGUGAAACUAAAUCUUGCCAUUACUACAGGCUACCUCAUUUCAGAUUUGUUGCUUAUUAUUUUCUACUGGAAGGCAAUUGGGGAUAUAUUUUUUGUAAUUCACCAUUUAGUAGCACUCUAUGCUUACUACUUUGUACUGGAUAGAGGAUUAUUAGCAUAUUUUGCUAACUUUCGUCUGCUUGCAGAAUUCUCUACUCCUUUUGUGAAUCAGCGGUGGUUUUUUGAAGUGUUGGGGUAUUCCAAGUCUUCAAAAGGCAACAUUAUCAAUGGAGUACUCAUGACAGUCGUGUUCUUCCUGGCAAGGAUCGUAGUAAUGCCAGUUUACUAUAGCCAUGUUGCUUUUGAGUAUGGAACAGAAGCUUUCCACAGAUUAGGAUUUGCAGCUCAAAGCGCCUGGUUUAUCUCCAGCAUUGUGUUGGAUGUCAUGAACUUAAUGUGGAUGGUCAAAAUUACAAAGGGAUGUUACAAAGUUGUUUGUCUUAUUGGACAAGGAGAAGUCAAAGCUCAUAAGAAUGGAAAAUCUGACUAAAAGACUU